This is a messenger RNA of Rhizoctonia solani, 639 nucleotides long. RefSeq lists its product as uncharacterized. Lineage: Eukaryota; Fungi; Basidiomycota; Agaricomycetes; Cantharellales; Ceratobasidiaceae. Bases 1 to 639 code for a protein of 212 amino acids. The record is from RefSeq and is a predicted model, not a curated record. The transcript has 2 exons.
AUGCAACCUAGGCGUGUAUUUGGGACUUUGCCCCAAUUGGAUAACCCUGAACAUGAUCAUGUCAUGGAGCUGACAUCUCCUAUGCAAGGCAUGGAACAGGGACAUCAGGAAGGAGUAGGAAUCACCCCUUCUAAACAGGCUGACCAACCGGAUAUGGAAUCAUUUCAACUUGCCACAGCUAGGAUCCUAGACCCUAGGCAUGAGAAUCCAGGGAAUAACACACCCUUGGAGGACCCUGCCACCAGGGAAAAGGAAACCCCUUUGGUAGAUAAGGCAACCAGGAAUAAGACAGUGAAGGAUUUUAUUGAAGACUUCUUUGCCAAAUUCCCUGAGGAAACUCAACCACCAAAAACUGAGGCAAACAGGAAACGGAUUACUAAUGACCACCUUACAAGUACCCAAAAGGUCUAUGGAUUCUUAAUGGAACUAGUAAUGGGAGUCAAAAGGUUGGAGAAACAUAUUGACAACCAUCUAAAGAUGGAACAGGAAAUGCUGGAUCGAGGCAUUUCUCAGGAGGUGAUUGAUGAAUUGGAUAAAAUACUUCCCUUGUCUUCCCUCUGGGAGGCUGAGAACCACAGUGAAUCCAAUUCCGAUAAAUCAGGGUUUACUGAAAUCCAAUGUGAGGGCAAAGGGCAAUAA